Messenger RNA from Cucurbita moschata (crookneck pumpkin), 2029 nucleotides. Its product is annotated as E3 ubiquitin-protein ligase RGLG4. The coding region runs from base 147 to 1700 and encodes 517 amino acids. Lineage: Eukaryota; Viridiplantae; Streptophyta; Magnoliopsida; Cucurbitales; Cucurbitaceae. The transcript has 11 exons. The record is from RefSeq and is a predicted model, not a curated record.
UAUAAGCGCCACCGGCUGCCCCGGUAAGAAAUAUCCGGUCCAUUCCCCUCACCGCAGAGAAUCCAAUUCCUUCCUUAUUGUCCUCUCGGUUUCCACAGAAUCCCAUCCCUUGCCCUCUUCCAACCCCACCAAUCCACUUCUAAAGCAUGCCGCUAACAGCAUGGUUCAGCAAUAUGGGCAGUUUGGUCAGCUCCUCUUCUAAACGGAGCGGUGGCGGAGAAAAGCCUGCCAAAGCGGCUUCAGAACCGUCGUUCGGCGGCCGCGGCGGCGGUGGUGGUGGCGAGAAGCCUGCCAAGACGGCUGCUGAACCGUCGGUUAAGAGUACUGUCAGAAGAAGCAUCGGCGGCGGUGGCGAAAAGCCUGGCAAAAUGGCUGCACAACCGUCGGUUAAAAAUAUGGGCGGCGGCGGCGGUGGCGGUGGCGGUGGCCGUGGCCGUGGAAAGGGAUCGAGGUUGUCUGAGAAGAAGGCUUCUUUCCGGCAGAAGUACGGUUUCAUAGCAGAUAAUUUCUCUUCCAUUGACCAGGUUACAGAAGCCUUGAGAAAAGAAGGAUUAGAAUCGUCAAACCUUAUAGUCGGAAUUGAUUUCACCAAAAGCAACGAGUGGACAGGUAAAGUCUCGUUCAAUAAUCGGAGCCUACACUCGGUCUCUGAUUCUCCUAAUCCCUAUGAGAAGGCUCUAUCGAUCAUCGGGAGAACUCUGGCUCCUUUCGACGACGACGGCCUGAUUCCUUGCUUCGGUUUCGGCGACGCGACGACACACGAUCAAGAGGUGUUCAGUUUUCACAACGAUAAUUCCCCGUGCCAUGGAUUUGAAGAAGUUCUGGACUGCUACAAAAGGAUAAUUCCGAACGUGCAACUUUCAGGGCCAACAUCUUACGCCUCCGUGGUUGAAGCAGCAAUGAACAUUGUGGAGAAGAGUAAUGGCCAAUUUCACAUUCUUCUCAUCGUUGCAGAUGGACAGGUUACUCGAGGCUCGAGUGUUGGCGAUGCAGAGUUGAGUGUUCAAGAGGAGAAAACAAUCAAAGCAAUUGUAGAUGCAAGUGCAUAUCCUCUUUCGAUUAUUCUUGUUGGAGUCGGAGACGGGCCUUGGGACGACAUGAAGAAGUUCGACGACAAGAUUCCAGCACGAGAUUUUGAUAAUUUUCAGUUCGUUAACUUCACCGAGAUCAUGUCCAGAAACGUUGCGACGCCUGAAAAAGAAGCAGCUUUUGCUCUAGCUGCACUGAUGGAGGUUCCUUUACAAUAUAAAGCCGUCAAAGAAAUGGAUCUUCUAGGACACGUGACAGGAAAAGCGAAAUUAGUUCGUCCACGACCCCCACCGACACGUUAUACUCGUCCUGCACAACUUACUCCCAAACCCAGCAACACCGUCUCCGCUUCUGCAUCUGAUGAUCGGAGCCAGGUAUACCCCAGUGUGGAACUUAACUUAUGGAACAUUGCUUUUGCUUGCAUAUUGGCUCUGUAUAAUUUAAGGCUUUCACUCAUAAUACUCGUUCUUCCAAACUGUAGAUGGAUUAAGUAUAGAAUAAUAACAUUCUUUCCAACUCAUAUGCAGGUCUGCCCCAUUUGCUUGACCGAGGGAAAGGAUUUGGCCUUUGGAUGCGGCCACAUGACCUGUAGAGACUGCGGAUCAAGAUUAUCCAAUUGCCAUAUAUGUCGCCAGCCUAUCAGAAAUCGCAUAAGGCUGUACACCGGGUGAUCAUGGACUGCACCAAAGGCAACAUGAGAUACGAUGUGCUUGAGGUCAACGACAACAGAUGGAUAUGACAUCCAGGAACAAGGAUUACGACGCGAUUAGGAAUGUAUGUUACAGAUAGCUCGAAAAUCUUCUAAUAUUUAGUCUAGGAAUGUUCUACUUUCGGGUGUUGGAAGAAUGUGGAUGGGGCACUCCGAUGAACAAACAAUGUGCCCUUAUGCAUAUGAGAUAUAAACAAGAUUUCAUAUGCAUAAUUUUGCAUGUAAGAUCUGGACCGAAUGUGAAGUUUAGUGAAUCAUUAGUCAAAUUUUAUGAAAUUGCCAUUAGCUUGA